AUGAUUAAUGUUCAAAAUACCGCACAUUUUAUUUCUCAAUUAUCAAGUAAAUAUAGUAAUAUUCCUGACAUUACCCAACCAGACGUUUAUGAAUCUCCAGAUACACCUGAAGAAAGUGAUGCUGUAGACAAUGGGUCAAUUUCUAUAACAAAUACCAAUUUAAUUGCUGCCACUGAUAAACUUGAUCAAAAUAUGCAAAUAUUGGUACAACCACACCAUUCAGGAUCUAUUUCCAGGAAAGCUAAUGCUUUGGUUGGUGAAUUGGAUAAAGUUAAUGAAUUGAAGAAUAAAAAACUUUUAAAUAAGCAGCAAGAAACUGAAAUAGACAAACAACAAAGAAUUAGCUGA
Messenger RNA from Entrophospora sp. SA101, 348 nucleotides. Lineage: Eukaryota; Fungi; Glomeromycota; Glomeromycetes; Entrophosporales; Entrophosporaceae. The record is from the annotation of a GenBank genome assembly.